This is a messenger RNA of Lycium barbarum (goji berry), 772 nucleotides long. Its product is annotated as putative B3 domain-containing protein REM15. Bases 118 to 465 code for a protein of 115 amino acids. The transcript has 2 exons. The record is from RefSeq and is a predicted model, not a curated record. NCBI's taxonomy places the organism in Eukaryota, Viridiplantae, Streptophyta, Magnoliopsida, Solanales, Solanaceae. Gene Ontology annotation, molecular function: DNA binding.
AGGAAGCGAAUACGAAUGGACAUCUUUUAAAGAACCCUUACCAAAAACUCUCAUAUACAUAAAGAACCCUCUCAUACACAGACAAACAAAGACAAAAAAAUAAGGAAGUGAAUACGAAUGGACAUAUCUUAUUCAUCCAUUGAUAGUGAAGAUAUGCCUGACAUCGAUUUUGAAAACGAAGGUCAAAUACUUGCAUCGUUUGAAGUGUUCAUGGCCGACUCAUACAUCAAACAUGAUGAUCUGUAUAUUCCCAAAAAAAAUUAUGAACAUCUUCCACCAAAUGCGCAUACUGCACUUCUCGACUUCCGUGGCGAACCUUGGGUUGCAACUUUGACUGUUGGUGCUCGAAGACAACUUAGGGAAGGAUGGAGUUCUUUUGUUCAAAGUAAUAAUAUCAGGGCAGGAUGUAUCCUCAAGAUUUCCUUGGUGGGUACUAACGUAACAGUUGUUGCCUUCGAAAUUUAAGUGAAAGGAGAAGGAACAGUUGAUAAUCCUUUUUUGAUAGACUAGGGCUUGUCUUGAUAUUGAUGUUUUUAAUGUAAUUUGGUGAAAUUUUUAUCGUAAUCAGAUGUUGAUCUUCAGAAUUUACAUCAUGCUAUUUGUUCACAAUAUUUUAUUAUUUUUAUUUUUUAUUUUUGUCAAUGUGUUGAGUUCUCAUUACCUUCUACAUGUGGUGCUAGUGGGGUGAUUAUUUUUUCUUGAAGUUAAACCUAACUCUUCAUCUUUGCAGCAAACUCUAUUUCCUUCCUUUUCUUAUGUUUCACUUAGUUGA